CUUCCAGGAGGUCAAAGCGAGAGAGCUCCGCCGGCGACGUUGAGACCCGAAUGCAAGUACAGGGGGGAUUGUGGCGUAGUGGCCUCCACGAGCGCUAUAUAGUAUAGGCCUCAGAGUAUAUCACGACCUGGCCGGCCAAGAAGGUCGAUUUUGAUUCGGCAGGGCCGAGCCGGCCUUGACCAGAAGCUUGUUUCAGCUGUUCGUUGCCAAGCAUUUUCUUUAACAUCGCUCCAUCGGUAGGACGGUAGGUAUGCAAGCCUACAGACUGGCAAACUGUUGGCUCAUAAGGCCAAUCGCCCGAAUUACGGUCGUGCACUUCGCCCGCUCGCAUUCCGAUAUCGUCAGGAGAGGUCUGGAUCCCGAGACAUGGCGUUUGGCCUGUCUGAGAAGUAGAGGGCGGCAGUUGUACGUGGUGGUGUGAUUCGAGUUGAGGUCAUCGCCUUUUAGUAGUAGACUCAGCUCGACCAUGUCUUUGGUCUGUCGUCCUCAUGGGUUAGGUGACGGAGGGAAGUGGUGACUCGUCAAGACAAAGAUGAGCCUUUUCAUCUCGUCCUUGUCAACCGCUGAGACUAGAUGUAACAAAAACACU
Messenger RNA from Neurospora hispaniola, 589 nucleotides. RefSeq lists its product as uncharacterized. Bases 251 to 421 code for a protein of 56 amino acids. Lineage: Eukaryota; Fungi; Ascomycota; Sordariomycetes; Sordariales; Sordariaceae. The transcript has a single exon. The record is from RefSeq and is a predicted model, not a curated record.